Messenger RNA from Gadus macrocephalus (Pacific cod), 2549 nucleotides. RefSeq names its product ADP-ribosylhydrolase ARH1-like. The record is from RefSeq and is a predicted model, not a curated record. Gene Ontology annotation, biological process: protein de-ADP-ribosylation. Lineage: Eukaryota; Metazoa; Chordata; Actinopteri; Gadiformes; Gadidae. Gene Ontology annotation, molecular function: ADP-ribosylarginine-[protein] hydrolase activity; magnesium ion binding. The transcript has 4 exons. Bases 146 to 1249 code for a protein of 367 amino acids.
GAUCAAUUUUGUUAGACGAGACACAAAAUCAAUGCUUAUGACAGUGGACGGUUGCUGGUCUCUGUGAUCUAUCUGGUCAAUUUUAGCUGCGGUUUCCUACUGGGAAGAGGGUUACUUGUCUCGGCUCUCCAUUGGUAAAAUCCCGAUGGCGACCCCCGUGGUUUCCCUGCAGGAGCGCUACGAGGCCAGCAUGGUUCUGAGCGGAGCUGGCGACGCCCUGGCCUACAAUCACGGACACUGGGAGUUUCAGAGAGACGGCGAGCUCAUCCACCAGGAAGUGGCCGAGAGGGGGGGCUUGGCCUCGCUGGACGCCAAGGACUUCCCGGUCAGCGACGACACGGUGAUGCACUUGGCCACGGCGGAGGCCAUGAUGGAGGUGGGGAAGAAGGGCAAGCAGACGCUGGCGCACCUGGUGAAGCACCUGGUGAAGGAGUACAUCCGCUGCAUGCGGGACAUGGACGGGCGGGCCCCAGGCCUCACGUGCAUAUCCAACGUGGAAUUGCACGAGCGGCGCAAGGGCGGGGACCACAGGAUCCCCUUCAACCGCCGGGGCGGGGGCUGCGGCGCGGCCAUGCGGGCCAUGUGCAUCGGCCUGCGCUUCCCCAGCCCCGAGCAGGAAGGCCACCUGAUCGCCGUGAGCGUGGAGAGCGGCCGGCUGACCCACCACCACCCCACGGGCUACCUGGGAAGCCUGGCGGCGGCUCUGUUCACGGCCUACGCCGUCAGAGGCUCCCCGCCCGUGGAGGCGUGGGGCCAGGGCCUGCUGGAGGUCCUGCCGAAGGCCAUGCAGUACGUGGUCGAGGCGGGCCACUGCGUGGAGCAGAACGUGGAGAGCUGGGACUACUUUGAGAACGCUUGGCGGGCUUACCUGAGCCAGCGGGGCAUCUUGGAGGGGACGGGGAAGGCUCGCUUUCCGGAGAGCUACGGAGUGAAGGAGCGGGAGAAGUUCUAUACCUCGUUGGCCUUCACCAACUGGGCGGGCUCCAGCGGGCAUGACGCCCCCAUGAUCGCCUACGACGCCCUGCUCUGCGCCGGAGACUCGUGGGAGGAGCUGGCCAAUCACGGUCUCUUCCACGGCGGAGACAGCGACUCCACGGGCGUCAUCGGGGCCGCCUGGUGGGGGGCCACGUACGGCUUCAAGGGGGUCCCAAAGUGCAACUACAAGCACCUGGAGUACCGGAAGAGGUUGAGCAAGGCGGCGGUGCAGCUGCUGGAGCUCAGCUCCAAGCCUUUCACCCAAGAAGCGUGAGGGGAGACUCAACGCUCAUAUUCAAGUAAUGUGGUUUGCAAACAAAGGACUACAUUUGAAUGUACGGUAAAUGAUACAAUUGAUAUUGACAAUGGAAUGGAUAUGAGGUUUUAGACAAACUGCAAUACGAAAGUUUAACACAUUACUCUAAUUCUCAAAUUGCUGCACUGGCAGAGGAUUGAACUCAAAACAAUACUUCUCACCUACAUAUCACUAAACGGUUAAGGGCCAAAGUAUAUCACUGAAAUGCUUCUGUUACAUGAACCCUCUCGACCUUUAAGAUCAGCUAAUGGUUCUCAGUCAAAAGCAGUAACAUUCAGCUACUUUGCAACACAUAGCUGAAAUACACUUCCAGAAGAUCUGAGACUUGGUCCGACCAACCCUGACUACAUUUAAAUGAAGGUUAAAAACGUUCAUUUUCACCUUCGCCUUCUGCUAAACUAUAUGCCACUUUAACUUAAUCAAAUGUUGUAAUGAGAAAUGUAUAUUUUGACAUUCUGUUUCUUUAACUGCCAUUUGUUGAUUAUGCCUUUUCGCGGACACCCCUGGGGUAGUAAAGGGUCCAACUGAGAAGUCAGCACUAUGAGUCCCCCACAUUACAAUACAAAAUCAAAUAAUGUUUACCUGGACAAGGGUCUCCUACAUUCUCAUCAAGGAGAAGAAUGCAUAAGGGGAUCUCUGCUCCCUCGUGACCGGUAUAUCCCAGACACAAAGGUUAACGUUGGAUAAGGUUAGGAACAGUUAGAGUGAUUAGACAGUGCAAGGAAUAGGGGACAGCGAUAACAUGAUGAAGGGGAAACAACAGGAUCGAUUUUUCCAUCACACAUGUGUGGAGCAGAGCUGAUCUCAGCAUUUCUGAGACCUGUGCCACAGAAGUCCUUGCAUUAGACAAUGCGUCGGACUUCAGCUUGCGCACCUCUUUGAGGGGAACAGGUUGAUUUCCCAUGCAGGGACUUCAGCUUGCGCACCUCUUGGAGGGACACAGGUUGAUUUCCCAUCCAUUGGAUCAUUGUUUGUUGUGUUUUAUUGUUUGUUUUAUGAUUGUUUGUAUGUUAGUGUACUGUUAUUACCCAAAUAUAUUACCAUAAUUGUUCUAAAUUCGGAUUACUCUUAAUUCUACCCAGUUUGGUCAGUUUAUGAUUAACGUGGUUCCGGAAUUCCCACCACAAUGUCUUCCAUGAAUUCUUCCAAAUUCUUCAUGUAUAUGAUUGAUUAUUUUUUUUAUUUUAUUAUCAAGUUGUUAAAAGUCUUACACGCACACUCAGUCUUCCUUUUGUAUGAAAUGGGCUAUUUAAAUUAA